This is a messenger RNA of Argentina anserina (silverweed cinquefoil), 1562 nucleotides long. Its product is annotated as protein PHLOEM PROTEIN 2-LIKE A10-like. The record is from RefSeq and is a predicted model, not a curated record. Lineage: Eukaryota; Viridiplantae; Streptophyta; Magnoliopsida; Rosales; Rosaceae. Bases 212 to 1435 code for a protein of 407 amino acids. The transcript has a single exon.
UUCCGGCGUCUCCUCCCUCACAAAUUGUCCAUUGACAAGUCAUACUUCCUCCCUCCUCAGCCCCCUCUCAUUUUAAUUUCGUUUCCCCCAAUCUUUCACCAUUCUAUUCCAACUCCGUUCUACUCAUCGAUCCCAAACCUACCCAUCAAUAUUUAUUUAUACACAUUCCAUAAUCUCUACCCUCUCCCAAAUCCUCUUCCUUCGUUUCGAUAUGGAACCCGGGCUCGUCACCAGGGCCUUGCGCCGAAAGAAAUGGCUUCUCAUACUCGCGGCCCUCGGCGCGUCAACUUACGGCGCUUAUAGGCUCUACAGUUCCCCCUCUGUCGUCCGAAAGCGGAACCGACUCAUCAAACUCGUCCGUGCCCUAAUUUCCGCGGCCGAGAUGGUCUCGGGCUCCGCCGAGACGGUCAGCAUUGUCUCCAACGACUUGAAGGAGUUUCUGAGCUCCGACUCCGACGAAAUCCCCACAAGUCUGAAGCAGGUUUCCAAGAUUGCGACGUCGGAUGAGUUCUCUGCCUCCUUGCAGGGGUUUGCGGAGGCCGCGACGGUCGGAAUCUACCGAGGGUUAGAGGCUCCGACGAGGAAUGGUGUUGCAUCGGAGAAGAAGCGUGGUAGCUUUUCUGAUAAAGUAAUGGAGAAGGUUUUGUCUAAAGCCGGAACCGGGUUUGUUUCGGUCGUGGUUGGAAGCUUCGCCAGGAAUUUGGUUAUGGGUUUUUACGACAGUUCAGAUCGGAAUUUGAGCUGCUCAGAUGAAAGUUCGGGUUCUUCUUCGGAUAGAUGGGUUGAUGUGGUUUGUAGUGAUGGAAGUAAGGAGGUGAUAGCGAAUUGCAUACAGGUUUUCGUGUCGACUGCGGUUGCGGCUUACUUGGAGAAGACCAAGGAUGUUAAUGUUUGUGAUGACUUGUUUGGUGGCAUGACGAAUCCCAAGCAUGAGGACAAGGUCAGGGAGCUCCUGGUUUCUGUUUGCAAUGGUGCUGUGGAGACUCUUGUGAAGACUUCUCAUCAAGUUUUGACGAGUUCUGGUAGCUCAAAUUUGGGUUCUUGGUCAGUUGUUGGUCGUGAUGGAGCUGUGAGUAGAGCUAGGGAUGAGUGCCUUGAGCAAGAAGGAUGUUCGAUGGGGCCGGAGGAGGGUAUUGAGAAUAGCGGGUGGAUUGGGAAGGUUUCGUCUACACUGGCAGUGCCGCGGAAUAGGAAGUUUGUUCUUGAUGUGACUGGGAGGGUGACAUUGGAGACCGUAAGAACUUUUCUUGAGUUUAUGAUGUGGAUACUAAUAGAGGGUUUGAAAAGAACUGUUAAUGCGGUUCAUGGGGAGAUUGUGGGUAGGGGGUUGCAGGUUGUUAGAUUUUUUGGUGCAAAGUCUUCGGCUAUUGUUACCAUAUGUCUUGCAUUGCAUUUUUAUGUGCUGGGUGGUACUAGAGUUCUCUUGACUGCUUAGUUUGCUGGUUUAGACGACCAUCCCUUGUAGGAAGCUCUAGUCAGGUAGAUAGUGCUUCUUUUGGCAAAGGUUCUGUAUGUAAAUCUUUGACUCUUAUGACAUAUAUGGAUGCAUAAUAUUAGUUUCA